Molecule: messenger RNA, 1291 nt
Organism: Polyodon spathula (Mississippi paddlefish)
Lineage: Eukaryota; Metazoa; Chordata; Actinopteri; Acipenseriformes; Polyodontidae
Product: protein argonaute-3-like
Exons: 5
Molecular function (GO): protein binding
Source: RefSeq, a predicted model, not a curated record
CAGUCCGUUACAGAGACAGUAUUUCCUGUCAGGGUUUCCCCGAGAAGAGAGUAACUCACCGGGCAGAGAGUCGGGAUUGCCCCGGGAGAGAGGCUGCGGUUUGCCGGGCGGAGAAGCGCGAUUAGUUAGAAAUCGAGCUGGGAUUACACCGGUCUGAGAUUCGGGAUGUAAUACUGGGCAGAGAACCUCCAUACACCGAGCAAAGAAACUGCAAUCUGCGGGAAACUCUGAACGAAACCCGGGGAGAAGACAGAGCCAGAUCCCAGGGAGGUCCCGGCACGGAGCUCAGAGCCGGAGAGAUCCCUUCGGACCCCCGGGAGGUGAGGGGUCCAGCGGGGUGCCAUCGCGGGCAGACACAGCCCGAGUGCCCGGGAAGGGGACCUGACAGCCAGCGAGAGGGCCGGGGAGGGGGAGCGGAGACAGUCUGGAGUUAUCUGUCUGAUAUAAACAGCGCCAGCUGGGCGAGACUGGGCCAGACCCGGCCGGAUUAGGGCAGCGAGACCAGACACCCGGGACUGACCCGGUUUUUGACAUUUAGGAGCCGGGAAAGAGCCGGAUCGAGACCUCAUGAAUGGAAAUCGGAACUACAGGAGCCGUUGGGGCCCAGCCCCUGUUCUCGGUGCCGAGGCGCCCGGGCUAUGGGACCAUGGGGAAGCCCAUCAAGCUGCUGGCCAACUGCUUCCAGGUGGAGAUCCCCAAGAUGGACGUGUACCUCUAUGAGGUGGACAUCAAGCCAGAGAAGUGUCCCCGGCGCGUCAACAGGGAGGUGGUGGACUCCAUGGUGCAGCACUUCAAGGUGACGAUAUUCGGGGACCGGAGGCCGGUGUACGAUGGGAAGAAGAGUCUGUACACCGCGAACCCGCUGCCUGUGGCCACUGCAGGGGUGGACCUGGACGUGACUCUGCCGGGCGAGGGGGGGAAGGACCGCCCCUUCAAAGUGACGAUCAAGUUCGUGUCGCGGGUGAGCUGGCACCUCCUGCACGAAGUCCUGACGGGCCGCAGCGUGGCAGAACCACUGGAGCUGGACAAGCCCAUCAGCACCAAUCCUGUGCACGCCGUCGACGUGGUACUGAGACACCUGCCCUCCAUGAAGUACACUCCAGUGGGGCGCUCCUUCUUCUCGGCCCCCGAGGGCUAUGAUCACCCGCUGGGCGGGGGCAGGGAGGUGUGGUUUGGGUUCCACCAGUCCGUCAGGCCCGCCAUGUGGAAGAUGAUGCUGAAUAUUGACGGUAAGCAGGCUGCAGCACAGUGCGCUGUGGAGGGAACGGCAGCCCUGUGGAAAGCAGGACAU